Molecule: messenger RNA, 1920 nt
Organism: Acomys russatus (golden spiny mouse)
Lineage: Eukaryota; Metazoa; Chordata; Mammalia; Rodentia; Muridae
Gene: Wwtr1
Product: WW domain containing transcription regulator 1
Exons: 7
Coding region: 342-1532 (396 amino acids)
Biological process (GO): hippo signaling; positive regulation of transcription by RNA polymerase II
Cellular component (GO): cytoplasm; nucleus
Molecular function (GO): protein binding; transcription corepressor activity; transcription coactivator activity
Source: RefSeq, a predicted model, not a curated record
CCCACCCCCGCCAGCCUGGCCAGGGAAGGAGAAGGAAGAGGAGGGGCGUGGGGCAGACUGGCUCCGGCCAGGAGGUCAUGCAUAAUUCAACAGCUCCACUUUCGGCCCGCCUCUUUCCUAGGGGUGGGAGUUUGCCGCAAACUUUGUUUAUGGGACGGUCCGGGAGCUCUUGCGGCGGCGCUUGUCUGAGUCUUCUCUGUCGCCUCCUCGCGCAGUGCGAGCGCCCGGGGCCGGCUCCGGGGAUGUGAGAGUCUAAGCCUUCGACUGCUGGGAAUCCGUUCGGGUUCCAGCUCUCCAGCUAGGGAGGCGCCCAGGAUCGGCUUCCCCGCGUGCCCAGUAAGAUGAAUCCGUCCUCGGUACCCCCUCCGCUCCCGCCGCCAGGGCAGCAAGUCAUCCACGUCACGCAGGACCUCGACACGGACCUCGAAGCCCUCUUCAACUCUGUCAUGAACCCCAAGCCCAGCUCGUGGCGGAAAAAGAUUCUGCCGGAGUCCUUCUUCAAGGAGCCGGAUUCCGGCUCCCACUCGCGCCAGUCCAGCACUGACUCGUCGGGCGGCCACCCCGGGCCUCGACUGGCUGGCGGCGCGCAGCACGUCCGCUCGCACUCGUCUCCCGCAUCCCUGCAGCUAGGCACCGGUGCGGGCGCCGCUGGAGGCCCUGCACAGCAGCACGCUCAUCUCCGCCAGCAGUCCUAUGAUGUGACCGACGAGCUGCCACUGCCCCCCGGGUGGGAGAUGACCUUCACGGCCACUGGCCAGAGAUACUUCCUUAAUCACAUAGAAAAAAUCACCACCUGGCAAGACCCUAGGAAGGUGAUGAAUCAGCCCCUGAAUCAUGUGAACCUCCACCCUGCUGUCACUUCCACAUCGGUGCCACAGAGGGCCAUGGCAGUGUCCCAGCCGAAUCUUGUGAUGAAUCACCAACACCAGCAGCAAGUCGUGCCCAGUAGCCUGAAUCCACAGACCCACCCUGCUCAGAACCCACCCACGGGGCUCAUGAGUGUGCCCAACGCCCUGACCACGCAGCAGCAGCAGCAACAGAAACUGCGGCUCCAGAGGAUCCAGAUGGAGAGAGAGAGGAUUAGGAAGCGUCAAGAGGAGCUCAUGAGGCAGGAAGCUGCCCUCUGCAGACAGCUCCCCAUGGAAACUGAGACCCUGGCUGCUGCCAGCACGCCUGCCAUGAGCACAGAUAUGAGAUCCAUCACCAACAAUAGCUCAGAUCCUUUCCUCAAUGGAGGACCCUAUCAUUCAAGGGAGCAGAGCACAGACAGUGGCCUGGGGCUAGGGUGCUACAGUGUCCCCACAACUCCAGAAGACUUUCUCAGCAACAUGGACGAGAUGGACACAGGAGAAAAUGCGGGUCAGACACCCAUGAACGUCAAUCCCCAGCAGGGCCGCUUCCCGGAUUUCCUUGACUGCCUUCCAGGAACAAAUGUUGACCUAGGGACUUUGGAGUCUGAAGAUCUGAUCCCCAUCUUCAAUGAUGUAGAGUCUGCUCUGAACAAAAUCGAGCCCUUUCUAACCUGGCUGUAAUCCCUACUGUCUUAACGUGAUGCAGCUGUGACCUGACGUUUCCUGGGCCUUGUGGAACAAGUGAUGGAGCAGAGCAGGUCUGCAGGUGCACUGCUUUCUGCCUUCAUACACACACCCCUUCUUGUCUGUGUGGCCAGUUAAUCAUUGCAGGAACUUAAGUUGCACAUAGACAAAUAUUCUCUUUGCAUUUUCUGCAAGCCUGCAUCUCUAACAGAUAAUGCAGAGUGGAUUGUGCAUAAUAACUUUUAAAAAACCCCUGCAGCCUUAUGGCUGAGCUUUAUAACAAUUAGCUUAAAUUCAUCUAUCAAUUGAUUCUAAGGCAUAAACGCUGACCAUAGGCAGUGCGUUAUGGCAAGCAGCUUGGUCCAGGAAAUGUGCCCAAAGACCU